This is a messenger RNA of Mollisia scopiformis, 1692 nucleotides long. Its product is annotated as putative glutamyl-tRNA amidotransferase subunit A. The transcript is spliced from 11 exons. Bases 1 to 1692 code for a protein of 563 amino acids. The record is from RefSeq and is a predicted model, not a curated record. Lineage: Eukaryota; Fungi; Ascomycota; Leotiomycetes; Helotiales; Mollisiaceae.
AUGGUUGAGCAGACUUCAGGCUCGACUGUUGUUCGAUUUAGCGAUGUUGCAUAUUACAUGCAUGAUGUGCCGGAGGUCGGCCACACAAUUGGAGCAGGCCAAGUUCGUGAACCUUGCACAGUCAUAGAGAUCGGAAACACUGAGAUGUCGCCCAAAAUGCUAUGCGAAAUUAUUGCCAGAUUCGGACGUUCUGAUGAUGUUUGGUCAAAAGAAUUUUUGAGAAGUGUCGUGAUCCAGUCGCACGGUAGACUGUCCUCGCUCCAGCCAAAUGGGAAACUGCAUCCUGCGUACCGUUUGUACCCAGAUACCUCUGGAUCUUUCAUUGUGGCCACAGUUCCGACGCGUAAUCCUAUUCAAUACAAACCACUCGAUGCGGUUGCGUAUGGAGAGACGUACCCAUCUGCCCUCACAAUUGCAGUGCCAUCUCGUCUUCAUUUCACUAAAACGGACGAGCAGCCUUAUGCAGGCUUCCGCGUAGGAAUCAAGGAUAUCAUCGAUCUAAAAGGACUUCGAACCGGUGCUUCAUCCCGUUCAUACACCAAACUGUACGGGCCUCGGGAACAGAAUGCGGCUGUAGUUCAAAAACUUCUGAGACUCGGCUUUGUUGUGGUUGGCAAGUUGAAGACCACACAGUUUGCAGAUUCUGAGUGGGCAACAUGUGACUGGAUCGAUUACCAUGCUCCUUUCAAUCCUCGAGCCGAUGGAUACCAGGGCCCGAGUGGAAGUAGUGCGGGAAGUGCAGCUGCAAUUGCAACCUACGAUUGGUUGGACUUCACAAUAGGCACGGAUACUCUUGGAAGUAUUCGUGGACCUGCGACUGUCCAAGGUAUCUUUGGAAUGAGAUCGUCCAUCGGCGCAUUGAGUUUUGAUGGCAUAGUUCCUUAUUCAGACAAGUUCGAUACAGUUGGGGGAUUUGCUAGAGAUGCGGAAGCUUUCGCGAAGCUUUCAAACGCACUUUAUGGUCCAGUUGCAGGCUCUGGUUGCAAGAAGAAAGUAACAAAAAUCCUAUACCCAGUAGACUACUGGCCAGUAAAGCAUGAAGAGUCUCAAGCCGUCUUCGAGAAAUUCAUCGAAACUCGAGUCAAUCUGGAAGAGGUUUGGCAAAAGACCAAUCCAGUCCAAACAAACCUAUGUCUAUCGGAAUAUUUCGAACACGUAUUCGAAUGGGUUGCAAAUCCAGACCAGUGGACUGGUUUUAUGAAAGGUUUUCUUGAGGACUACAGAACAACUUUUGGGAAAGCAGCAGUUGUCAAUCCUCAGCUGCAGUUUAAAAGAGAUUAUCUUCCAACUGUGACCAAAGAACAGCAAAACAAGGGGAUUGAGCUACUAAACAUGUUCAGAUCCUGGUGGGAAAAGAAUGUCAUACCAUCGGCUGAUGGAAGCGGGUGCACCGACACGAUUAUGAGAGACAAAUAUCGCGAGUCCGCACAAAACUUCACUGGCAUUGGAUUCUUCUUCUAUAACCUCUCGCCUUAUGCUGGAGCACCCGAACUUAUAGUUCCUGCUGGUCAAACAUCCUACAUGUCGCGGCUUAGCGAAUGCAACGAGUUCCUCCCAGCAGCAAUUGGGAUCACUGGAAGUAAAGGGAGCGACGUCGCCCUUGCUGAAUUGGUCAAUCAAUUACUUGGGACGGAGAAUAGCGUCGAGGCCGGGCCUGUAGCAUUCAAGGUUGUAACGGAUGAGACUGAAUAA